AUGCUGCCCGGCCGCCUCCUGCUGCUGCUCCUGAGCAUCCCAGGUUGGGGCUGGGCGCACAGCCUCCCCGAGCCGGUGCAGGCCCCCGUGGGCGGCUCCAUCCAGGUGCAAUGCCACUACCCGCUCCAGGAGGUGCGGGCCCCCAAGCUGUGGUGUCGCUUCUCCUCCACCCGAGGCUGCCAGCCCCUGGGGUCCUCGGCUGUGGAUCGCAGAGCCCCCGGGAGCCGGCGGACCCUCCUCACCGACCUGGGCGGGGGGCUGCUGCAAGUGGAGAUGCAGUCGCUGCGGGAGGAGGACGCGGGCGAGUACGGCUGCGUGGUGGAGAGCGCCUCGGGACCCUUGACCCUGCACACCAUCGCCCUGCAGGUCCUCCCCCAAGGUCCUGGCCUGCAAGGGGAGGAGGAGGGGGAGGAGGAGGAAGAAACUCAUAUGAUGGGCAGUCUGGCCAAGGACCCAGUGUUGGACCCUACGAGCAGUGCCAAUCCUGGGGAGCUCGGUCAGCAUGAAAGGAGCAUCCCCUUGAUCUGGGGUGCUGUCCUUCUGCUCAGUCUGCUGGUGGUGGCUGUGGUGCUGUUUGCCCUAGUGGCCAGAAGGAAAGGGAACAGGCUUGGGGUCUGCGGCCGUCUGCAGAAUAGCAGAAUUUCAGGCAUGGAUUCCUUGUCGGUAGUCAACCACAUCAGUGAUUCUGGACCGGCUGCUGGAUUGCCUUCGGAUGUACCAUACGUCAGGCUCGACUCGCCACCUUCUUUUGAUAACAGCACCUAUACCAAUCUACCUCUUGAUCCCCCCGUGGGGAAAUCUCCAGUCUCACCCCCGUCCUCAGUGCCUGCUCUACCUCCGAAGGUUCUGAUGUCCUCCAAGGCUGUAACCUAUGCCACAGUCAUCUUCCCUGGAGGGGACAAAGAUGGGAGGGCAUCCAGUGAGCCAGCUCAGGAUCCACCUGCCAGCCAAACCCCACCAAGCUAAUUCAUUCACCAUGUGGAUACUCAGGGAACCACAAAUUCUGUGUACCCUCCAACUAGCUCGUGCCUUAGACCUUGGAAUAGCUGAGCAACGAGGGAUGUUAGGAUCAAAUCUAAUAUCCUGUCUUGACUAGUAGGAAAGUUAUGUGUAGAUCGGACUGAGGU
Dipodomys ordii (Ord's kangaroo rat) is the source of this 1127-nucleotide messenger RNA. RefSeq names its product triggering receptor expressed on myeloid cells-like 1 (gene Treml1). Gene Ontology annotation, molecular function: signaling receptor activity. The record is from RefSeq and is a predicted model, not a curated record. Lineage: Eukaryota; Metazoa; Chordata; Mammalia; Rodentia; Heteromyidae. Gene Ontology annotation, cellular component: cell surface. The transcript is spliced from 6 exons. Bases 1 to 966 code for a protein of 321 amino acids.